AUGGGUGAUACAAAUGGACAAAUAGUAGCUGGUGGUCAUGGUCAAGGUAACCGCUUAGAUCAAUUGGGUUUCCCGACGGAUGUGUUGAUCGAUAACGAGACGGAUAGUCUCAUUAUUUGUGAUAUGGGAAAGAUGCGAGUCGUACGAUGGUCUCGUAAUAGUGGCACAACUCAAGGAGAACUACUUAUCAAUUACAUCUAUUGCCAAGGUUUAUUUAUGGAUGAUCAGAGAUAUUUGUACAUCACUGACUUCGAUAAACAUGAAGUAAGACGGUAUAGAAUAGGUGACAAGGAUGGAACUGUUGUAGCUGGUGGCAACGGUCGUGGUGUUGGACUCAAUCAACUCAACUAUCCGAGCUAUGUUUUUGUCGAUCGACAAGAGACUGUCUACGUGUCAGACAGAGAUAACCACCGUGUAAUGAAAUGGAAUAAAGGUGCAAAAGAAGGAAUCGUCAUCGCUGGUGGUCAAGGCGCAGGAAAUGCUCUGACACAUUUAUAUUCUCCUGCAGGAUUGUUUGUCGAUACGUUGGGUACUCUCUAUGUGGCAGAUUCUAGGAAUCAGCGGGUGAUGCGUUGGCCUCAAGGAGCAAAACAGGGCACUGUCAUUGUGGGAGGAAAUGGCGAAGGAAACGGACCAAACCAGUUCAAAUACCUCGAGGGUUUAUCCUUCGAUCGCUCUGGCAAUCUCUAUGUCGUCGAUCGAGGUAACGGUCGUGUUCAACGUUUUUCUCGCGAAUAG
Rotaria sp. Silwood2 is the source of this 738-nucleotide messenger RNA. The record is from the annotation of a GenBank genome assembly. NCBI's taxonomy places the organism in Eukaryota, Metazoa, Rotifera, Eurotatoria, Philodinida, Philodinidae.